AUGGGACAGGGAGAUGGUAAGUGGUAGUGCAGUAGCCAUCAGUUGGAAAACGUCUAGUUCCUGCGAUGUUAUUUCAAACCAUUUAGUAUUCUCUAGAAAAACUUAUAUCUCUUGUUCAAUCCUCUUCACAAAAAAGUUUUGCAUUAAUCUCAACAACACAUCUUUUCUCUUGAAGGUUCUCAAAGAACACAAGAGGUAUCCGCACUCACAUGUAUUCUUCUCAAUACAUUUUUCUUCAUUCUGGCUAUUCUUCCUCAUUUUAUUUGCUCAAAGAGAGAUAAGAAAGGAAAAAACCUUUUCGAAACUCCCUGGAGGAGUGACCCAACGGAAUUUUUUCGUCGUUUUCGUCCAAAGUUUCUGUGUGCGUGCCCACUGAAAAACUAGAAUUUACCCCUAAGGGCACUUUCUGCGGGAACAAUUUGAACCCGAAUUAUACCCACUCAAACUUGUUAUCCGAAAAGAUUUUUUGGUUCGUAAUGGAGGGAAGAGGGGUAGGAAGCAUAAAUCAGUUUUCAGAAAAGAGCAGAGCUUUUAACUUAUUUUGACUCCGUCUUUUGAAGCUGGGAAAGCGUUUGCAUCUUCCCAGAAAGAUUUUGGCUUUUAAUAAUUAUUUGAAGUGAAUUUGACUAGUUAAGGCGAUUAUUUCAAUUCCUAAUUUCUGAUUCUCUAAAUUUUGUAACUGGCUUUGCACUUCUGUGAAACUGUAGAGAGCGUUCCCUUUAUAAAACUGAGUAACGCUUUCUGAAAACCAGUUCACAUCUAAUUUCAGCCCUUUUCUAAGCCAACCGCUGCUCCCCCAUCUCUGAUUUUUUCCGUUGCCUGCAGUCAUUUUUUCUUCUCAUUCUCAUUUUCCAAUUAUUUCAUUUGCUUGUUUUUUUUCCUGUUCUUCCAUUUUCCCACAACACAUCUCUGAACAUUCCUCCGAUUUACGGGUGGUUGACGUGCCGAAUUGACCCGCAUUGCCAAUCACAAACAUGCGCGGAGAGCACUCAAAAACGUGUUGUUCCAAGUACCUUCGUCGACGUACUUCCCCAUUGCCCCCUUUCGAAUCCAAUUACCUGUUUACAAUCAGAUAUCAAAGAACUUGCUCAGAGAUUCACUUCACUUAGAAACAUAUACAAAAAAAGAAAAGGACAUGAACUUUCUAGAUGACUUUUUCAAGUGAAUACUAUUCAGCGAAAAUUUCUGAGUGAGUCUAGGUGUUCAAACGUUCUGCGUCAAAAUUACCUCACUCAUAAUCUCUAACCUUAUAUAAGGCUUGUUAAAUCUGAAGUGUCUCUGGGGCUGACUCACUCUGACUCUCCUUUAUUUGUAAAACUUUGCAAAACGAAUUUUCUUUCUUAUUUCCUUCUUCUCGAACUCUUAAUUGAAUUCAGAUUCAGUCUGUAUCAAAUAGCGAAAAAAGUCAUCCAAUUAUUGCUCGUUUCUCGGAUUACAAAAAGAAAGCGUGGCACAUUCUCAAUAAUCAAAGAUUUCCGUGAUUGAUUUCUGGAACUUCUGUUCACGUUGCUAAUCUAUAGGAAUACGAUACGCUUUUUUUGUUGAUAAAACAAAAUCAGACCGCAAUAGAAAGUUUAUUAACUUGCUCAGAAUAUAUACUGUAGAGACUGUAGAAGUCGCGAAUUUGUUCUUUGUCAAAUCAAACUUUGUUGUCACGUCACCAUCGUCAUCUGAUAACACUAUUCGCUCAUUCCACUCUCGAGCUCUUGGUUAAGGCACUUAUCUGCUGGGCAACUGAAAAUUGGACAAAUUGAAUUAAGUAUAUAUGUGUGUGUGGUUGGGUCGGAGUCUACAGAUUUCUUUGGAGAGACAAACAAUUUUUUGUGUCGAUCCGCUAAAAAUAAAAAAAGUACUUGCGAAUUUGGAAGAAACUCGAUACUUCCAGGAUCACACACCAAACUUUUUAGGGCGCUCAACGUGAACCUCAUUCUUUUUGCGCUCCGAAUCCGCUUCAAAUCCUACUCUUUUCUGACGUUUUCCCCCUCUAAUCCUUCUCCCACCGCUUAUAUGUGCAUGUGAUUCUAAAUUCAAUGAGAUUGCUACUCGGGGAGAAGGGAAAAUCAACAAGUACAAAGAUUAAAAGUCUUCUUUUUCGUCUGCUCUUUUUUCAAUAUUUUUUCAAAUUCACAAAAAAGAGUCCGAGAAAUCAGCAUUAGAGAAUGAAUCUCGAUUAGGUAGUCAAAUUCAAUUGUUGUGAUGGUGCCAACAAGAGUGUGUUGACGAGAACCAUUUGACAAUUAGCCUACCGUAUCAGAAAGGUCACGUCACCAAAACAUCGUCCGUGUCCCUUUCUCGUUUCCGUAAGAGCUUACGAAUCCAAAACCAGGAAGCUCUUUUCCGUCGUCUGAAUGAGGAACAAGUUUUUGUGACAUCUUCAACUCUUUCGGACUUUAACAUAGAUUUAUUAUUAAGAAAAAGCAAUUUAUUUCCCAUCGCAACUCACAUCUCAAAAUCCUCGGAAAGUUUAUUCCUCACGUCGAACCUUGCGGAAAGAACCUACUUCCCUUUCCCAUUCAUUUGCAUAUUUUCAUAUUUCCCUCCCUCCUCCUUCUUCAUUUUUCAAUUGGUUGCAAAUUAGCUCAUCUUUCUCUUCUCCCUGAUCCCUUUGCAUCAUAGAUAAAAAUUGAAUGAAUAAUAAUAAUAUCAUCAAAGUUUUUCCUGGCCAUUUUUUUCCGCUUCCAAAGGUCUUCUUCUUUCAGGCGUUAUGUGUCAAGAUGAGGGCGGAACCCUGUUCGAUCCUCAGGACCCCGGUGUCUCGGCUUUGAUUGAUGCUUUGGAGCAGUUCAACAGCUUCUACACAGUUUUCCACAGAUACGCGUGUCUCAUCAUCUGCUUCAUAGGCGUCUUUUCCAAUGGAAUACACAUCUUGGUAAUAAGAAACUUAGAAUGCAUCAAAAAUAGUCAUAAAAGGGUUCUAUGAAAACAUUUCGUAUCAAUUUUUUAAAUAGAAGUUGGCCACCUGACUUCUGAUACGAGCAUUCAAUAAUGAGAAGUUUUCAGGUGCUUUCGAGGCCCAGAAUGAGAAGAUGUGCAGUGAAUAGCGUCCUAACCGCCGUAGCCUUCUGCGACGUGAUAACGAUGAGCUCCUACAGUAUCUACCUGUUCAGGUUCCGGAUAUAUCAGGUUGGGCCUUACUUUCACGUUAUUUCGGUCAGAAACGAAUUCGAUUGUCAGAGUUCAACAUUUCAGUAAAUGAGAAAUAUUUUCAGCAAGACCGAGGCUACAGCUACUCAUGGAUGGUAUUUCUCAAAUUCCACGUGGUUUCCUCAAUGACUCUCCAUGCAAUCACCCUCUACAUGGGCGGUGUCUUAGCGUUUAUUCGUUGGCAAGCUCUCGGAAACAUCCACAGCAAAUGGCUCCAACCUAAAAACUCUUGGUAGGCAGCUAACGAGCUCUAUUGCUCUUUAUUAUCGCACGUAUGUUAGAUGACAAUACUUUAAUUUUAUCGUAUUCUAGGAAAAGAUCUUCCUGGAAGCUUCUUGACUUUCAGCAGUAGGGAUAAAAAAGAAGAGGAAAGAAGAGGAAGGAAAUGAGAUAAAUUAUUCAAAUUUGUGGAUAAUUUUAGCUGUUUUUGACGUAAUAAAUAGAGAGAAGAAUUUUUGGCAAAAAAAUGACGUUACCCACAUAUAAAGUACAUGCUACUUUGCAGGAUGCUUUUUGGAUUUGUCAGCCUGGUACUUUCAAUUAUCUGCAGUCCAACCUUCUUUUUGCACAAAAUCUACGAACUGGAUACUGAUGGUAGGGAUACUUUUCGAAAACGAAUAAUAGAGAAAUAUGGUCUCUUUCAGAUAUUGAAACAGCUACAGUCUCUGAAGUUAUGAGACUCAGUGGACAGAGUUUCAACGUUCCCAAAGAGGUUUAUUAUAGUUUAAACUUUUCCAAUUACUCGUGUGCUUUCUUCAAGUUCAACUUGUGGAUGCUUGCUGUUGUCCUUAAGGUACACUAGGCUUCUAGAAAACUUUGAUAAGUUAAGAUGAGUUUAGGCGAUUCCAUGUGCUCUGCUGCUCUGGUUUACAAUUGCUCUGGUGCAUAAAUUGAGACAAACUGAUGAGAAGCGCAACUAUUUGUACUCGAAAAGUUUCAGAAAACAUGUAAAGAAGACUACGGUAGGUACCCAAAAACUUUCGCGUUAUGAAAAAGUUAAAGUAUCCAGGUUCCGGAUAGAACGACCUACAUGCUGAUUAUAAUGCUAGUGGUUUUCCUGGUCACAGAACUUCCACAAGGAUUUUUGGCAUUCCUGAACGGCCUGUACACCGGAGAUGUCAACACUUACAUCUAUAGGAACGUCGGGGAACUUUUGGAUUUUCUUUCGCUAGUCAACUGCAGGUAAUUGCUUGGACACCUAUUGUAUACAAACUUUUUCGCUCAUUUCGACACAAUCUAAUAAAAUUGAAUUUUACGUAGCCUUUCAUUAAGCUAGAGAGACUAUAAGUUCACCACUUUAUUUUCAAAAAUUCACACUCAUUUACUGAAUAGCUUGAAAAGGUCACGUAAAAUUUACUUAUUCACUAAUUCUGCAUCCCCGAAUGCCAAUCCCUUUUCCAGUGUGGACUUCCUACUGUACUGCGUGAUGAGCUCGAGAUACCGGCAAACAUUCGGCCACAUGCUGAUUCGAGUCGAAUCGUGGUUGCGAAGUCACGGAGAACGAAGACGGCUUGCCAAAGAAAUAAAAAAGAAGCUGCCUUUGCCAGUGGUCGUCUAA
Caenorhabditis sp. 36 PRJEB53466 is the source of this 4702-nucleotide messenger RNA. NCBI's taxonomy places the organism in Eukaryota, Metazoa, Nematoda, Chromadorea, Rhabditida, Rhabditidae. The record is from the annotation of a GenBank genome assembly.